AUGGCACGUCCAACUAUUCACAAAACGGUGCAAGAAAGAAAGGAGGCUGCACGAGAAAAGCACAGACGCUACUAUGCCAAAGACCAAAUCUUACAAUGGCGGAGGGAGCAUGGUGUAAAGAAACGUGACAAGGAAGCAGAGGCGAUAUCAAAAGAGAUCUCGAGAGCUGUGGCGAAAGGAUUGCGUGGCUGUGAGGAUGAUGACGAGUCUGAAUCAGCGUCUGAAUCAGACUCUGACAAUUCCAGUGACGAUGAUGAAACUGACACACUAUCCAAUCUUCCGGCAUGCUUACUCGCCAUCAAAGUCGCCAAGGACGACAUGCUCACAUUAAUCAGUGCCGACCCCUGCGAGUUCGCCAAGGGAAAGUUUGGCGAGUACGUCAAGAGCAUCCCAGAUGAUUGCAGUACAAAGGGUGAUAUCUCUAUCAUCGUGAACUCAAUCGGCGAGAUUGAAAAACUACUCAAGCGUGUGAUUCGUGCACAAGACAAGAUCCUGAAUUUCUGUGGUAUCUCACCUGAGUGGCAUGCCGCUGACACAGUCUCUCGAUUCUUGAAGACCACAGCCGCAUACUUGGAGGACAUUCAGCUUCUUGAAAUGUCCGGAGGAAUUGUGGAGCUUACAGUGGCACAAUGGUUGGGGGAACUAAUGUAUCAGAAGGACAUCAGGAUUUGA
Suillus clintonianus is the source of this 672-nucleotide messenger RNA. RefSeq lists its product as uncharacterized. The record is from RefSeq and is a predicted model, not a curated record. The coding region runs from base 1 to 672 and encodes 223 amino acids. Lineage: Eukaryota; Fungi; Basidiomycota; Agaricomycetes; Boletales; Suillaceae. The transcript has 3 exons.